CAACAGCAACAGCACCAGCACCAGCACCAGCAACAGCAGUACCCUUCCCAGCACAAUCCCCAACUUCAACAACCUCAACUUCAACACCAGCAGUACCCUCCCCAGCGGUACCACCAGUACCACCAACAGCAUCAGAUGCCACACCAACAACAGCCUCAGCAACAGGCCCCACAGAACCUCGCUGUCUGGUCCCCGAGUAUGCCUGCCCAUCUCCAAGACCAAGGCCAAGGUCAGGCACAUGUAUCCUCCGGGCCGCCUUCCCCUGGCACGCUCAACAUCUCGGGGCCCUUAGAUCUCAAGACCGCGAGCCCACAGCCUAUCCUGCCGCCCAUUAGGGAUGCUCAUCCCCCGCCCCGUCUCAAUACCCCCCAGAGGAACGCCAGCCUGCGUCGCAUGCCCUCUCAGAACGGGCCUCGUCACCCACCAUCUCCCAGCGGGGUACAUCCUCAGGACUCCGAUAACAACCCGAACGAGAACAACGACGGCGUCCCACAUCAAGAGAGCCAGCCCUACUCGUCCAACUCAAAUCCGUCCAACAUCCGCAGCCAGGCAUCAUCCCCGGAGAGUAGCGCCCAGACUAGCAGCAGUGCCCACUCGAGCAGUUACUUUGACAGCAAGCCAAGCUCCCAGAUUGAUCCUGUCUCUCUCCUCACCACGACCACGCCGUCGUCACCAGGACUACAGCGAUCCAACAGCAGAAUCAAUUACUCUUCUCCGCUCUUGCGGUCGCAAAGCCGAUCUGGAUCCUCUUCUCCCUCUCCUUCUCAACAGUCAUUGAAACGUCAGACAUCUAUCUUGAAGAACGGUUCAAAGGAUGCGCCCUAUCUGUCCAGCAACAAGAACUUGCACGGGUUGAGCCAUCUCGAGAGUUUAAAUCAGUCCUGGGAGCCCUCCGGUCCAAACUCAGCUGGUGGGGUAUCACCACCACACUCGACUGGAUCCCAGUCCUCCCUAUCAAAAUUGGGCUCGGCGUCCAACUUGAGAGCUAUGGCCCAGGCAGUCCAGGCAGCGACAUCAGCAGCAGUAGAAGAAGGAUCAGAGGCUGUCCCUACCGCGUCUACUACUUCCAGCAUGAAGAGCCAUGAAUUGAUGGUGAGCGCAGUAUCCUCACCGACGACGAAUGAAGGACCCAGCCUGCAGGGCGCAACGCCAGGCAGCGAUUCCGCUCAAGCGGCUCAGUCAUCGUUGCUGGAGGAGCCUAAAGACAAGGAGGCGGUCCAUAUUCCUGCGCGUGAUUCAACCAACUACAAGGUACCUGUCCCUCCUUCUCCAGUAGUUGCCCCUCUCAUGGGAUCAUCUGCACCAGGCGGGCAUAGUGCAUUCAACUUCUUGAACUCGGACCCAACCCUGCAGCGCUCGACGUCCAGGAGACGCCAGGCGCCUCCUAUUCAAGUGCAGCAGCAGCCUGUCCCUCAGCACCUACAAGCAGCAUUUUCUCCACAAGCCAUGACCUCACCUGUUUCGCCUGGUCGCCGUCAUCCAUACCACCGAUGGGAGAACAUACUCUCUCCCCAGGGCGGAGAGGGACAUCCCCAAGCUGGACGAGAGUAUGGACAGGGCCAAGGACAGGACCAGCAUGAGGACGGGGAUUAUGAAGACGAAGGCGGUAACGACGAAACGGACGGUGAUGCCCUUUCAGGGCCUGAAGAGCAUGGAGAACGUCGGCGACGCCAACAGCGCCAAAGAGCAGGAGCUGAUAACGUGCCCUUCACACCCACGCGAUCUGCACCGCAGCCCCCUAAUCUGAAUAGCGCUGUGAUCCCCAAUUCGCGUGAGGCCGAAAUUGCCCACAUCAUGUAUAUCCAGCAGCAGCAGGCCCUGUUUUUGCAGGAGAAGGCUAUGAAUCCACCCUUGCGAAGCAAGGGAAGCAAUGGAAAUCUCUCUGGUGGUAACUCGGACGGAUCGAAGCCUCGCCGAAAGCUGUCCCUCCAUCGCAAGCAGAUCUCGGUGAUCAGUGAACCCAAGCUUGUAUCCAGCACCAACCAGGUCAAGACUGUCCCUAUUGUUCGACCUGCGGAUCAGUCUGAUGAUGAUGCUGGAACAAAGUCCGAGUACACGAGUGGAGGCGAGGGUAUCAAGAAGACAGUUCGCAAGAUGAGGAGGGCUGUCCGUCACGCUGCGAAUGGUGUGUUCAACGACGACGAUUCCGAUCGCGAGGACACCCUCGGAUCAAAGAGCGACGCGGAAAAGAAGGGUGGACUCAAACAGCUGAAGGCUUUGAAGAGCAAGCUCGCCAAGAAACUGCAUCGUCCAAGUCAUGGUGGUGGCUCAUCCUCGCGACAUGACCAGGCGAUCGAUGGACAUAGACAGGACGAAGGAGAGGGCGGUCGUGGUCCUGUCCAAUUCUUUUCUGAAGAUAAUCUCAGAUCGAGGUAUCUCGCGCAGGGGCAGGAAGGAGGCAACAGUUUUGCAGCUAUGGGUGCGUCGCUUCGCAGAAGCAAUACAACUCGCGACAGCACUACGGCGUCAGUACCCAUGUUUCCCCGAAAUGGCAGUCAAGGCGAAGGCGAUAAGCAAGAGUACGAGUCGGGCGACGGUUAUGCAGAAGACAAGGAGACCAAGGAGGGUGAUUCAGCCUCGGCUCAGAAGGAGACCGAUGAUGACGCAGCCUUCAAAGCAAGGGCUGCCAAGUUUGGCAGCAGGACCUUUGACAAGGAUGAGAUGAUGGAAGUCAAGGACGGCACUGGCGAAUCCUUCUUUGUUCCUCGCUGGGACUUGGAUCCUAGAGCUGACGAAUUAGAAUCGUCUAGAUCGGUUAUCAGUGUCCAGUCGAGCAAGAAACUGGAGAGAUCCGUCUCAAACUCCACCGUCACUUCGACCAAGACGACUAUGCCCAUUGCGACUAUUGCUGAGCGCUUGCAAGGCUCGACUGUUGUAGAAGAAUGUGCGGUAGACACCGAGUCUACAGCUAAGACAUCGAGCGAAGCCUUAGCGGAUUUAACACCAACUGACGGAGCACCUCAGAAGGCUGGCGCAUCCACGGAGCCCACAGUUGAACUAGUUGCGGAGGACGAAAAGCCGGCGGACGUGGGAGACGAUAGCCAGUCUAGCCCGAAGAAACUCGCCUGGGGCGAAUCUAUCCUCAGCUCUUUUGCGUCAGAGUCGGGAGCUGACCAAAGAGCCGACCAGGAAGCGCCCCACUCGCCAUUGGCUGAAUCGGCCGAACACACAGCAGACGGUCACGCCGCUAUAUCGAACUCGUCUUCCUCCGGCCUGAACUCUCGGACCUCUGUAGUGAGCGAAGCCUCUUCGGGCGCGUCUUCAGUCGGCGGUAUUGUUGUUGCCCAGGUUCUGACGCGACAAUCAUCCAUGCGACGCAACUUCAAGCGUGCAGGAAGCGACGAGAAUAAGGAGAACAAGGAGGAACAGGCUUUCGCAGAAGUGGCAGGCAAGGAGCCCAUGAGUCCUAAUUCUAGCCAAAAGACCUCUUCUCUCGGUCUCGGAAUUUCUCUUCUUUCUCCUCGCUCUGAAAUCGAGAAGGACCCACUGCAAGAGAAUAUGGAGGACCCGACGCUGUCUCAAAGGUCGCAGGAAAGCGAGAAGCAACCUCUUUCUCUUCCUCAGGAAGCUCCACUAGAGUUAGCAUCUUCGUUCGAGAGCAAGCCUCCUAGCAUCGUGACGGUGCGCCCAUUAUCACCCAUCCGGCGUGGAACAAACAGCCUGGGACGAUCGUCCUCCAUCGCUAGCAUGUCUUCUAUGUUGUCAAGCCCUUCGACACCGCCUGCAAGUGCUAACGCGUUGGCCCUGCCCCUGGACGCACAGCAGCUUACUGGCCAAGAGUUCCCCAUCAAGCCAGUUCAUGAACGAGAACUCAGCCUGAGAAAGAGUGGUCUCCAGCGCAAAGUCUCGCUUGGUGCGUUCACUCUUCCCCAGGCGCCUACAUCGCCUUUGCCUUCGCCAUCCUUCCCUAUGGCCGGCUCUCCUGCAACCACUGCGGCCCCUAUCCCGGCUCCAGUCCCUGUCGCAGCCCUAGUUCCUACUCUUACCCCUGCUCCCAUUGCUGCUUCUAUGGGUACUCCUCCAACUGCUUUCCCAGCAGUUCUCCAGCGACAGGGAUCCUACCUCACCGAGCGUGGAUCGGUCCGCUCCAUGUAUACAGACAGUAUCUACGACUAUUACGAUUAUGACUCUGCGUCCGAGCAUGAGAGCCAGAUGGGUGGCAUAUCUCGGCAGGAAUCUUUCAGCAACCCACAAAUUCCCGAGCACGAACAAGACGCCCCCGCUAUGGCGCUUUUCACAGCGAAUGAGAGGGAGGACGUAAAGAGUGGAGCUACUGGAAUCUCCAGCAACAUCAGCACCGCAACAGUGACAACAGCUCACGACUCGAGCGAAGUCGGUCGUGCAUCGACGCUAGCCGUAUCUCUGAGCAGCCAGAAAUCCGAGAAUAGCGACAACGGCACAGAGAAGGAUACGGCUACCCCCACAGAAGUGAAGCCCGCAGCGUCAACUGUCUCGAAUGAGGCGUCCACAGAGAUGAGCGAAGAAACGCCAGUUAUUCGCUUGAGAGGGGCCGGCAAGAAUGACGAGCCACUGCCCUACAAGGAAGAGCACCACGUCCACUACGAGGACCUGCCAAAGGCCGUGCCCUAUCGUAUGUCGAUGAUGCAAACCGUCCCCGUCGACCCUGUCGGUGUGGCAGCCUCGCUCUCGGGGAAGCUCACACAAUCGCUUUCAAUCCCCUCUCGACCUCCUCGCCACCCCAUGCGUCAGAGCCGACACGGUUCAGUCAAUACUCUAAGCAUCGGCGGUAGCAGCGACCUGACCUCAGAAUCCUGGAUAUCGUCUGCUAGGAACACGCGCGACGAUUUGUCUGGAUGGGACGAGGGCGAGGAGCGGGACGAGUUUGCCAGCCUGGACGGCGAUCGCCUCAGUGAGCUGGCUCGUCGACAGAGUAGCAUGUCGUCCCAGUCGCGUCUCAGUCACGGAACACGAAGCGAGCGCACCAUGUCGUUGAUGACGGACAAGAGUCACUCCCCCAUGAUCCCUGAACACAGCGAGGGUAGUCUGUUGAGGAGACGCGGAUCUGAGGCCUCGUCGGUGAGGUUUCCGAGGAACGACGCUGCCUCGGAGGUGACGCGCAAGCAAUGGUUCCACGAGCGGAAGCGUGGAACCUGGGGAUCGAUCCAGUCGUCAUCUUCGGAUGAUGCCACUUCUUCUUCCUCCCGGUCGUCACAUUUUUACUUUAACGGCCGAUCCCCUUCUCCUUCACCCACGGAGGAGUCGGCGCCGGCAUCCAAGGCAUUCUAAACUAAUGAACAAUUUACUUUGAACCUGAUCCACAUGAUAUGAACACCAUCAAAAAGCAUAACGCAUAAGUCAUUUCCAAUAGACGGAAUAAUAAAUUAUCCCGACACAUCUUCACG
Messenger RNA from Gamsiella multidivaricata, 5363 nucleotides. RefSeq lists its product as uncharacterized. The record is from RefSeq and is a predicted model, not a curated record. The coding region runs from base 136 to 5247 and encodes 1703 amino acids. The transcript is spliced from 4 exons. Lineage: Eukaryota; Fungi; Mortierellomycota; Mortierellomycetes; Mortierellales; Mortierellaceae.